AUGGCUGCGCCGUGGCGCAACCUGACGAAAACUGCUGGCGCCCCCCCAUCCCUGCAGGCUCCAAGGCUCCUGAGCGCUUCAAAUGCUGCAGCUACGCAGCUCCCGUCCCUGGCUCACCUCGUGCCGCUCGUCCUGGCGCCUGUCCCGACCUGCCCCCCCGGCUCGAGCCCGGAACACGGGUUGCAGAUUCCCUCACGCCCGCUGACUCAAACGUUCUUUGAUCGAACCGCGCCGAGCUCGACCGGCCGUGACAACAGCAAAGACGACUCCAGAGACCCAAACAAGGCCAAGCUCGGUAAAACCCUGCGGAUACUCCAGGAGCGGCUGCCGACCUUGCUGCAGUCGCCGUUGCCGCAGGACAUCCUGGCGCCCAACAUAUCUCUUCGACUCUUCCCCUCGACGCACCCUCACCUGCCUACCGUGUCUGGCAAAGUCGCCUACAACGCCGCGCUUUGGACGUCUCCCAUCGCCUGGAACCGAGUCCCCAUCAUAGGCAACGUCAAGCUGGAAAUCUUGGCCGAGCGCGUGACUUCGGAGCCGCUGACCUUCCUCCCGCGCCGCGCCGGCGCCAUACCCGAGCAGCUCGUGGUGCGGUGGUGCGAGAAGCGAAGAUGCGACGGGCAUUUGCCGGAGCCGGGCGGGAUUGCCCGGGCUCUCUGGCGCGGAAGGGGAGCCGACCCGAACAAAGCCUUCACGGGUCUGUUCAUCUUCGACUUUGACUCGGAAGGGAGAGUCUUGACGCACACAAUCGAGCAGGCCCAGGAGGGCGGAAACUGGGAGAGCGGGAUGGGCGCCAAGUUUGUGGGCUUGACGGACUGGCUUCUCGGCGGCAUGAAGACUGGCGAUGACAAUCCUAUACCCACGUUCAAGAGCCUCGACAAGGUGACGUAG
Ustilaginoidea virens is the source of this 891-nucleotide messenger RNA. RefSeq lists its product as uncharacterized. The transcript is spliced from 2 exons. NCBI's taxonomy places the organism in Eukaryota, Fungi, Ascomycota, Sordariomycetes, Hypocreales, Clavicipitaceae. Bases 1 to 891 code for a protein of 296 amino acids. The record is from RefSeq and is a predicted model, not a curated record.